Messenger RNA from Poeciliopsis prolifica (blackstripe livebearer), 2172 nucleotides. It is a transcript of the gene ldlrap1b, whose product is annotated as low density lipoprotein receptor adaptor protein 1b. Bases 167 to 1039 code for a protein of 290 amino acids. NCBI's taxonomy places the organism in Eukaryota, Metazoa, Chordata, Actinopteri, Cyprinodontiformes, Poeciliidae. The record is from RefSeq and is a predicted model, not a curated record. Gene Ontology annotation, cellular component: early endosome. The transcript has 10 exons.
UCCACCGUCGAGUGAAGCCGAGCUGAGCGAAGUGGAGAAGAAAACAGCCGAAUAUUGAUAUUUUAAAAAGUUUGGGACGUGCGCGUGGCUUUUAAAAUCGAGGGAGGAGAGCCGACAAGACGGACACGCGCUCGGUGGGCUCUUCGCCCCACUUGUGUUUUAAGACAUGGACGCUUUGAAAUCCGCUGGAAGGGCAAUUAUACGGAGCCCGAGCAUUGCUAAACAGUCGUGGGGAUCAGGCAGACAUAAAAAGCUUCCAGAGAACUGGACGGACACGAGGGAGACUCUCCUGGAGGGCAUGGUGUUUCACCUCAAAUACCUGGGGGUGACGAUGGUGGAGCAGCCCAAAGGCGAGGAGCUCUCUGCAGCCGCCGUCAAGAGGAUAGUUGCCACGGCCAAAGCCAGUGGGAAAAAGCUCCAGAAAGUCACGCUGACGGUCUCGCCUCGUGGAAUCAUCCUUUACGACAGUGCCUCAAACCAGCUGAUAGAAAAUAUCUCCAUAUACAGAAUAUCAUAUUGCACUGCGGACAAGAUGCACGAUAAGGUGUUUGCCUACAUCGCCCAGAGCCAGCACAACGAGACUCUCGAGUGUCACGCCUUCCUCUGCUCCAAGAGAAAAAUGGCCCAGGCCGUAACCCUGACGGUGGCUCAGGCUUUCAGAGUGGCAUUCGAGUUCUGGCAAGCUUCCAAGGAAGACAAAGAGAAACGAGUGAAGUCGGGUUCAGAUGGCGAAGGAGCCAGCAACUCUCAGUCGGACAGCUCGGCCAGCCUGGGCAGCCUGAAGGGAGGAGAUGCAGCCACGGCAACUCUCCUGGAGUUUGCAGAGGGAGCCAAAGCGGCACAGGCCCACUCAGGAGCAAAACCAGCCGAGUCGGAUCCCUUCAUGGUGAAUAAUCACUCGGCGGAGAACAACAAUACCGUUUGGGAGCUGGAGGAUGGUCUGGAUGAGGCGUUUUCAAGCCGCAGUCUGGAUAGCUUUGAAUCCUACUCAGACUCGCUGAGUCUCGCACUAACCCCCAGGUCCUGGACAUUGGGGUAAAUCCUCAGGACUUGAACAAUGAAGAGUGCCUCACCUCAGGCAAAUGGGACCAAGAAGAGACAGACUCAGCUGCACAAAAAGACACGUUUGAGUUCUAAAGUAAAACCUCUGCCAAGAAGAAGGGAAAACCAGGGGAGGAAAAGAAGACAAAAUGCUGGUAGAAUAGAUACAGAAGCUCGUGAAAUCAGCAAGUUUUCCCAGCUUCUCCCUGCUGACAUGUUUUCGAACGGUCUGUGGAUCUCUGAUGGCUCUGAAUCCACCUGAGCAGAGAAGGACAACACGAGCUGACUGUUCACACACCAGGCCAAAGCAAUACAAACCAGUUCACCCCUUUACUUUCAAUGAAAAAAAAAAAAAAAAACAUGCAGCAACUCCAUGUUUUGUUACAGCCAGUCAGUUAUUAUGUUUUGUUUUUACCUAUCACUCCUAUGUAUGUGUACACUGCGACACAGAAGGCGUGUGAGAGCUACCGCUGUUGUUUUCUUUAGCAGAUUGGAUGCUAACUUGUUAAAUCCAUACUGUGUUCAGCAGGACGUUACUACCUAUAUGUGUGUCACAACUCCAGUGGGCACAAAAGCUUUAAAAAAUGUGUCAAAACAAAGUGACAAUCCUAUUUUUUUCUACUGCAAAAACUAUUUUUGCACUCAGCUUUCAUUCUUCUUUAAAAGUACAGAAUUUAUGUAAGGGGAUUUUAAAGUCAAACACCUUUUUGCUUUCAGACUAAUUGCUUUUAAUCCUCAACUUGAAAAACUGUUUAAUAACUCUGAAUCCCUGCUCUAAAUUUGUGUGACGAAUACAUUGACACUGUGGUGUGUAACACAGUUUUAUUAAAAGCAAUUGCCAAUUCAUAAUUCCCACUCAGGCUCAAGGCUGUAAUAAGAAAAGCAAUCAGUUACUUUAAUCUCUCGUGUUCAUUUGAACUCUUGGAUUCAGACUUGUUAAACAGAUCAUUAAGAGGAUGAAGAGCUUUUAUUGGCACUCGGACGGCAUUUGUCAAAAUAUGUUACAGUGACAUUCAGUUUACAAUUUUUAAUUCCCCUCUUAUCCCAAAGGGACUGUUCCCAGUGUUAUUUUUGGUGUUUGUUUUUUGCAUUAAUUUAAGUUACAUAAAUUUUAAUAAAAAUCUAAUUAUA